Molecule: messenger RNA, 2686 nt
Organism: Solea senegalensis (Senegalese sole)
Lineage: Eukaryota; Metazoa; Chordata; Actinopteri; Pleuronectiformes; Soleidae
Gene: trim9
Product: tripartite motif containing 9
Exons: 11
Coding region: 156-2351 (731 amino acids)
Molecular function (GO): protein binding; zinc ion binding
Source: RefSeq, a predicted model, not a curated record
GACUGGAGCUCCGGCUUUUACGCACAAGCAGCAGCGGCAGCAGCAGCAGCAGCAGCAGCAGAGUGAAGUGAGCUGAAGCUCAGCUGUGACUCGUCCUGUUUGUGUUCUCACGCCACUGAGGAAUCUCUCACCUAUCUGCAGCAGCAGCAGCAAUCAUGGAUGAAAUGGAGGAAGAGUUAAAAUGUCCAGUUUGCGGCUCGUUUUUCCGGGAGCCCAUCAUACUGCCGUGCUCCCACAACAUUUGCUUGGCUUGUGCUCGGAAUAUCCUGGUACAGACGCCGGACGCGGAGUCUCCACAGAGCAGCCGAGCCUCCGGCUCCGGUGUCUCCGACUAUGAUUACCUGGAUUUGGAUAAAAUGAGCCUGUACAGUGAGGCGGACAGUGGGUAUGGAUCAUACGGAGGCUUCGUGAGCACCCCGACCACUCCUUGCCAAAAAUCACCAAACGGGGUGCGGGUUUUCCCCCCUAGUGUCCCCCAGCCUCCGCCGCAGCAUCACCUGCUACCACAGCCCGGCUCUUUACCCCCGAUUCCGCGCAACUCCUGCAUCACAUGCCCGCAGUGUCACCGCAGUCUCAUCCUGGACGACCGGGGUCUCCGCGGAUUCCCCAAGAACCGGGUGCUCGAGGGCGUUGUGGACCGGUACCAGCAGAGCAAAGCGGCCGCUCUCAAGUGUCAGCUGUGCGAGAAGAGUCCGAAGGAGGCCACGGUGAUGUGCGAGCAGUGCGACGUCUUCUACUGCGACCCGUGCCGCCUGCGGUGCCAUCCUCCCCGCGGUCCCCUCGCCAAGCACCGCCUGGUGCCGCCGGCGCAGGGGCGCAUCAGUCGCCGCACGAGUCCCCGCAAAAUCUCCACUUGCACAGAGCACGAACUGGAGAACCUGAGCAUGUACUGUGUGCAGUGUAAGACGCCGGUGUGUUAUCAGUGUCUGGAGGAAGGAAAACACGGGACACACGAGGUCAAAGCUCUGGGCGCAAUGUGGAAACUGCACAAGGGUCAGCUGUCCCAGGCCCUCAACGGCCUGUCAGACCGAGCCACUGAGGCCAAGGAGUUCCUGGUCCAGCUGAGAAACAUGGUCCAGCACAUCCAGGAGAACGGCGUGGAGUUCGAGGCGUGUUUGGUGGCCCAGUGCGACGCCCUCAUCGACGCGCUGAACCGGCGCAAGGCCCAGCUGCUGUCCCAAGUAAACAAAGAGCACGAGCACAAGCUAAAAGUGGUUCGAGAUCAGAUCUCCCACUGCACGGUGAAGCUGCGUCAGACCACGGGGCUGAUGGAAUACUGUCUGGAGGUCAUCAAGGAGAACGACCCCAGCGGCUUUCUCCAGAUCUCCGACGCUUUGAUCCGGAGGGUCCACAUGACGGAGGGCCAGUGGGGGAAGGGGACCCUCACCCCGAGGAUGACCAGCGACUUCGACCUCACCCUGGACAGCGGGCCCCUCCUGCAGACCAUCCACCAGCUGGACUUUGUCCAGAUGAAAGUCCCAGCUGCCCCGAUGCUCCAGCUGGAGGAGUGCUGCACUCAGAACAACAGUGCGACGUUGUCAUGGAAACAGCCACCGCUCUCCACCAUCGCCGUGGAAGGAUACAUCCUGGAGCUGGACGACGGAAACGGGGGACCGUUCAGGGAAGUAUACGUGGGGACGGAGACCAUCUGCACAGUGGACGGGCUUCACUUUAACAGCACGUACAAGUCCAGGGUGAAGGCCUUCAACGCCAGCGGAGUGGGCCAGUACAGCAAGACGCUGAUCAUGCAGACGUCUGAGACUGGACUCCCUCCAUGCGAUAUUCAGUCUAUAGGCUCAGUUGCUUGGUUCACCUUUGACCCGGCCUCCGCUCACCCGGACAUCAUCUUCUCCAACGACAACCUGACGGUGACGUGCAACAGCUACGAUGACAGGGUGGUCAUGGGGAACUCGUCCUUCUCCCGCGGCGUGCAUUACUGGGAGAUGACCGUCGACCGCUACGACAACCACCCCGACCCGGCGUUUGGCAUCGCCCGGGGUGACGUCAUGAAGGAGGUGAUGCUGGGGAAGGACGACAAGGCCUGGGCCAUGUACGUGGACAACAACAGGUCCUGGUUCAUGCACAACAACUCGCACACUAACAGGCGCAGGACGGACGGCGGCAUCAGUAAAGGAGCCACGAUCGGAGUGCUGCUUGACUUCACGCGCAGGAUCGUCAUCUUCCUCAUCAACGAUGAGCAGCAGGGUCCCGUCGCGUUCGAAGGGCUGGAGGGCGUCUAUUACCCUGCUAUCAGCCUCAACCGAAAUGUCCAGGUCACGCUGCACACUGGACUACCCAUCCCUGAUUUCUACACACCCGGGGAGGCCGACGCGACCGGCUCUGUGUGCUAAAGGCACAACACCCAGUUUGGCUAAAAACCUCUCUCUUUAUCCUUUAUCCUGCCGGUCCAAAAACUAUGAUCCCAGCCUCUUCUUCUCCUCUUGUCCCCCUGACCGGCUGACCCCUGACUCUCUGUAUCAGGCCCCAUCUAGCGCUAAGCCAUGCCUUUAUCAUGCCUAAACCUCAGACACGUGGACCACCUGCAGAAUACUAAAGUCUAAAAGGAUGAUGUUUAUGAUGGCGAUAGCACUCGUACCAUGAUCGUUAGCUGAUGGCUAAUGGAUCUGGAACUGAUCUUGAAUGUUAUUGUACAUUGAUUUUAAUAUGUGUUUAAAUAUGUUACUCA